Messenger RNA from Acipenser ruthenus (sterlet), 1777 nucleotides. RefSeq lists its product as uncharacterized. Gene Ontology annotation, biological process: triglyceride homeostasis; regulation of lipid metabolic process. The transcript has 4 exons. The record is from RefSeq and is a predicted model, not a curated record. NCBI's taxonomy places the organism in Eukaryota, Metazoa, Chordata, Actinopteri, Acipenseriformes, Acipenseridae. Bases 252 to 866 code for a protein of 204 amino acids.
AAUAAUAAUAUUUCUGCUUGUCUCCGUUACAUCACCUUUAUUGCAUUAGAAUUUCAAUGACUUAUUUAUUUAUAAAAAUUGAAAGGCUCCAUUUAUAAAAGUGAAAAAAUCCUUUUAAAAAAAUAGAUACGCAGAGUAACGCAAGCUCCUUAUAAAAAAGAACUCUCAAAGUUACACUCCGGUAUUGAUUCGUUAACUAAUUGCAAACAGCUAAUUCAGUAACUGCUUUAGCUUCAGACGCUGCUAUAAGGAUGCAGGGGUCUGUCUCGCUAGUCUGGGUGGUCUGUUUGGGGCUGGGUGCUCCGUGCUGGGCGGUGCCCGUAGGAAAGUGGCAGGGUGUCAGAGGGGACCACCCCCAGCUGGCGCUGGAGGAGGACGUGAACAUCCUGAUGUACGGGGUGCUGCAGUUCAGUUCAGGUCUGCGCGAAAUGUACCGCGGCACCUCCAGCAAGUUCACACAGAUCUUCCACAGCCUGGACGCGUUCGAGAGGACCCUGGGGCUGCUGGGAAAGAGCGUGCGAGAGGCGAAGGACGCGGGGGGAGAGCUGGAGAGCAGCGUGCUGCAGCUACAGCGAGAGGAGACGCAGCUGAAGAGCCAGUCCACAGAGAUUAACCAGCAGUUCAAGAACCUGCUGUACGAUCAGCUGGUCCUGCAGAACAAAGUGACCAGUCUGGAGAAAACCCUGAGCAGCCUGGAGGGGACCAAACUACAAACACAGCCCGAGAACGUCUCUCAACUCAAGGAACAAAGCCUGAAACAGUACAAAACUCUGCAGAAGCUGAUGCAUUCAGUGCAGAGUCAGAGGAAACAGAUGGAACAACAACAGCUACAGCUCUCACAGCUGGAGAAAAAGGGUGACUCUUGAACAGCACGAGAGAGAGCGAGAGAGAGAGAGAGAGCGAGAGAGCGAGAGAGAGAGAGAGAGAGAGAGAGAGAGAGAAUCUGUGGCAAUGUUUACUCAGCUUUCCAAUCGAAAGGACACCUUAUAAAACACAGAGACAGUUUGCAUUUAGUUCCUCUUUCUACAGUGAAGAACGGGAAGGGCAGACAUCCUUCAACACCCAGGUUUCCUUUGGCCCAAAAUCUACCUUUUUGUCUCCAUGCAGAGGGAACCCUACGAGACACUGCGAAAACCCAUAAUGAGGUCACUUCAGCCCAACUCUGUAUAUAGUUAUUAUUAGGGCUGUGUAUUUAAGGCUUGUUUCACAGCAUUCCACGGUCUAAAACUGUAUUUCAAGAUAUUUAAACAUCCUAUUUAUUAAAAGCAGAACAAUAUAGCAUUGCUAUAUUCAAUACUGAUGCAUUCAAUCGAGCCAUCUGAAAUGUCUUUGCGUUGAUUCCUCAUUUGUUUGCUCACAAAGAUCAAAAGCAGAACGGAUUGCAUUACAACAUUAGACUCUGAUGCCAUCUGAAAUGUCUUUGCAUCAGAUAGCUUGUGUGAGAUGGAAGAGGCAUCACAUUAAAAUUAGCUAGUGUGUUUAUUCUUAUUUAACUAUGUAUUACACAAUUAAUAAAGUAUAGGGCGGUGUGGCUUGGUACAAGCAGAUUUCAAACCAGCUCAAAGUCAGAUUCCACUAGUGUGUAGCUGCUGACCUGUUGUGUUUGCAUCGUACAUAUGAUGGUGUAUAUAUAUAUAUAUAUAUAUAUAAAGGGCGAAACAUGUAUGCAGCUACUGUAUUUUGACUUUUAAAAUGCUGUGAAUGCAACUUUCACGCGAUUUGAUUGGCUCUUGUAAUGCUUUAUUUGCAUAUCUCCCUACAACCCCCUAUAUAUAUA